CUAUCUGCCCGAGUAGAAGAUCUCGCUGUGCACUGGCGGGUCGUGCUCCAGUCGGUGCCGCUCAUACAGAUGGCCGGCACCGGGGAGGGGCGGGUUGACAUCCAGCCGGAAGCCGGGCGUGUCCUUGAUGGCCCGCACCUCACCAUUCCCAUGGCGGAAGAUCUGGAGGCGGCUGCUCUUGCCGAAGUCCACGUGGCGGCCGACCAUCAUGAACUGCGCCAACACACGAGCUACCGAUCCAUACGCCUACACGACACCACACAGACAGAGAGAGAGAGAGAGAGAGAGGAAUGACUGAGGCCUCCCUGUUCUCCCGCCCCUGUGUGUGUGCGUGCCUUACCGCCUUGUUGGCGUGUGUGUUGAUGUCAUCUGUCGUGAGGUUGAGGGGCAGCGUGCAGUAGCGGCACUGGCUGGCCCACUGCAGCACCUCUCGCAUCUCUUCCCACCGCCCGCCCUCCUCGGCUAUCCACACCGCCGCCAUGAGCUCACCCAUCCCCAGAGAUGGGUCGAACUGCACCAGCUGCAGAUGCUGAGUGUUGAUGCCAUCUCCGUCACGGCUCAGUGAGUUGGCGAGGCGGGUGCGCAGCUCAGCUAUGGUGAAGGCAGCCCGGAUGCGCCGCGAUGUGGCCCUCAGGCGGGCAACCGUGACGAUGUCGGGCAGAUGGCCUCGGCUGCCAACGAACAAGUAGCUGACGGGAUGCUCCUGGGCGGACAGAAAGAUAUGGACUGCAUGGCGCCAGCAAGGGGUUCCUGUUGGGUUGGGUUUGCCUCACCUGUCCAUCAGACGUGUGCUGGCCAGAGGGUGAUGUGUCAUCAUGCGGCGACCGGGACACCACUCGAGGCGACACGAAAGACGACCGGCCUCUGCUGUGGCUGCCGCUCUUGUUGAGAGCACGUGGCGCGAUGAUCUUGUUGUGGUGGUUGCCCUCUGUCAUCUCCGCCGGCCCCUUCUCGACCUCGCGAGGCAGCACUGAGGUCAUCUUAGUGGUGAAGAAGGGGCAUGACGUCGUCCACUCGCACAGCGGCUCACUCGUCAGACCGCCGACACCCUGACAGACAGACAGACAGACAGACAGACACACAGACAGACAAGGGGAGUGAGAGCAAUGAAUCCCGAGAGCCAUGUCUGUCAGUGCAUUUCACACACUGACCUCCUGAAGCUGUUGCUGGCCUUUGCUCUCUCCUCCUUGCCCAAGGUCCCCCGACACACCACCUGCACACACACACACAGACGGCUCUUGGUGCAUCUUAUGGGUCGCCGUGUCAUCCCUCUGUCGUCUCAUACCCCGGCCACCAGCAGCAGACACAGCACUAGCAGUAGCGGCAAGGAAAGAGGGCACCGAGGAGCCAUCCGCCCUCACAGCAGCAUGGGC
Vitrella brassicaformis is the source of this 1373-nucleotide messenger RNA. NCBI's taxonomy places the organism in Eukaryota, Vitrellaceae. The record is from the annotation of a GenBank genome assembly.